This is a messenger RNA of Fusarium verticillioides 7600, 1851 nucleotides long. RefSeq names its product homogentisate 1,2-dioxygenase. Gene Ontology annotation, biological process: L-phenylalanine catabolic process. Gene Ontology annotation, cellular component: cytoplasm. Gene Ontology annotation, molecular function: homogentisate 1,2-dioxygenase activity. The transcript has 5 exons. Bases 128 to 1555 code for a protein of 475 amino acids. NCBI's taxonomy places the organism in Eukaryota, Fungi, Ascomycota, Sordariomycetes, Hypocreales, Nectriaceae. The record is from RefSeq and is a predicted model, not a curated record.
CGGCAAGUGCACCUUAUCCUGCUUAUCUACUGAUUUAUAUAAACACUGCCUCAAUCGUUUCCGCCAGCCCCGGAUCUCCUUUGCCUCUGCUUCUUGACUACCCAUUGUCUCAUUUAGAUUCUUCAUCAUGGCGCCGUCAGAGGAUUAUCAAAACAUCUUUCACUGGGCCGAGACCCAAAAGGAUGGAAGUAUCCCCUCCUUUGCGACUCGAAAGAAUGAUCCCUAUACGUACCUCUCUGGCUUCAACAACCAUCAUGAAUCAGAGGCUAUUCCUGGAACUAUCCCCCAGGGACAGAAUAGUCCGCGAUGUGUCAGAUUCGGCCUGUACGCUGAACAGAUGACCACGUCGUUUGGUGCUUCUCGCCAAGCUAAUAAAAACUCGUGGUUGUACCGAGCGAGACCUGCUGUUGCUCACCAAGGAUUCACGGAUAUGCCCAAGGUUGAAGGAACAGAGAGCUGCUUUCUGACUCUUAACCCUGCAGUCAGAAUCUCACCAACUCAAUUAGCGUGGCUCCCCUUCGACAUCUCCGAAGGCACCGACUUCAUCUCUGGCCUCCGCACAAUCGCCGGCUCAGGCGACCCUACCCUCCGCGAAGGUCUAGCAACACACAUCUUCUCCGCCACAAAGAGCAUGGACAAGCGCGCCUUCGUAAACUCCGACGGCGACUUUCUCAUCAUCGCGCAGCAAGGCAAUCUCGACAUCCAAACUGAAUUCGGCAAUCUCUACGUCCAGCCCGGCGAGAUCUGCGUCAUCCAGCGCGGCCAACGCUUCAAAGUCGCUGUUGAGGGUCCAACUCGGGGGUAUAUCCUCGAAGUGUGGGGUUCGCACUUUGAACUCCCUGAGCUGGGACCUCUCGGUUCAAACGGUCUUGCUAACGCGAGGGACUUUUUGUAUCCCAAGGCUACUUACACUGUUACGCGUGAUGAUCCGUGGGAGAUCGUGUAUAAGCUUGGUGGGCGCUUUUUCAAGAGUACGCAGAACCACUGCCCGUUUGAUGUUGUUGCUUGGCAUGGGAACUACGCGCCUUACAAGUAUGAUCUGACCAAGUUUGUCAAUGUCGGAUCUAUCUCUGUUGAUCAUAUCGAUCCGUCCAUUUUUUGCGUUUUGACGGCUGCUUCGCGAGAUGCGAAUGCGCCGUUGGCCGACUUUCUCAUCUUUUCGCCCCGUUGGGAUGUCGCGUCGCAUACCUACCGUCCACCGUAUUAUCAUCGCAACGCAGCGUCUGAACUGAUGGGGCUUAUUUAUGGAGAGUAUGCGGGACGGUCUGAUGAAUUCCAGCCUGGUGGUGUAUCUUUUGAGUGCGGCUGGGUUCCUCACGGUGUAGCCUACGAAGAAUUCAAAGCAGCAUCCGCCCAACCCCCACCGCAGAUGCAAAUCUCCAAGGGCGCAGUGGCAUUUAUGUUCGAGAGCUGCCGACAACUGACCAUCACAGACUGGGCGUGGAACAGCGACAAGAAGCACGAGCACGAGCCCAAGAUGUGGGAUAACCUGGUCGACAACUUUUCCGAGCACCUUGAUGAGAUUAAUGAGAUCUUGGGGAAGAAAACCCUGUAAAAAGUCGUGGGGGUGAGAAUGUCAUGGUAGAAAGUCAAUUGCAAAUGGAUUAUUUUGAUUGGGUUCGGCAAUCUAAAUAAGGCAUGAAGUUGAUCCACUGUUUUUGGGGGAGGUGUAGAGGUUCAAGGCUUCCUCGGCCUCCGAAGAUGACAAUAUUAGCAGAUUGUUACUGCAAAUCUAUAGUGAGAUAUGCUCAGAUUAUUUUUGUGUGAUUUUCGCGUCCGUAUUCGUAUGAGCAGGGGAAUUGUACUCCACUAAGGAUUGUCAGUAUCCAAUCACAGAUGACAUGUUUCGGG